Panicum hallii is the source of this 736-nucleotide messenger RNA. Its product is annotated as profilin. NCBI's taxonomy places the organism in Eukaryota, Viridiplantae, Streptophyta, Magnoliopsida, Poales, Poaceae. The transcript is spliced from 3 exons. Gene Ontology annotation, molecular function: actin monomer binding. The coding region runs from base 119 to 514 and encodes 131 amino acids. Gene Ontology annotation, cellular component: cell cortex. The record is from RefSeq and is a predicted model, not a curated record.
AUAAGUAGAGCAGAGGACCGGGAGGAGGAGCCAGCGGCGGCAGCGACUGCGAGUCCACGAGCGAGCGGACCGAAGCAGACCGGACCAGGAAAGCCGGAGCCCGGAGGGAGGCGGCGGCAUGUCGUGGCAGGCGUACGUGGACGACCACCUGCUCUGUGACAUCGACGGCCAGCGCCUCAGCGCCGCCGCCAUCCUCGGCCACGACGGCGCCGUCUGGGCCCAGUCCGACGCCUUCCCGCAGGUCAAACCUGAAGAAAUCACUGCAAUAAUGAAUGACUUCAAUGAACCAGGCUCUCUAGCACCCACUGGUUUAUACCUGGGGGGUAGCAAAUACAUGGUUAUCCAAGGUGAACCUGGAGUUGUCAUUCGAGGGAAGAAGGGACCAGGUGGGAUUACCAUCAAGAAGACCAAUCUAGCCAUAAUCAUUGGGAUCUAUGAGGAACCAAUGGCUCCUGGCCAGUGCAACAUGGUUGUGGAGAGGCUUGGUGAUUAUCUUGUAGAUCAGGGCUUCUAAAACCCAAAAUCUGUAACUUCUGGCAGCCGGGGUUUGUGUUUGCUGAAAUAUGCCAUCUGCUAUCCCAUGAAUAACUAGCAAAUGUUUGGACGAAUACUGAACACGCGGCGGUUCCUCGUUGUAUUGCAACGGCUUCCUACAUUCCAUGGGGCUUAUAUGUAAUGUAAUCUUUAUAGACACUGGUUGUGAAAUGCUGAUCAAUCUGCCUAUCCUUUUUUUUUU